GGCGGCGGCGGAGGCCGUGGGGGCCCGGGCGCACGGGAGCGGGAGCGGCCCGGGGAGCCCGAUCGCACCAUGGAAGCGGCGGCGGCCGGCCGGGGCGGCUUCCAGCCGCACCCGGGGCUGCAGAAGACGUUGGAGCAGUUCCACCUGAGCUCCAUGAGCUCGCUGGGCGGCCCGGCCGCUUUCUCGGCGCGCUGGGCGCAGGAGGCCUACAAGAAGGAGAGCGCCAAGGAGGCGGGCGCGGCCACAGUGCCGGCGCCGGUGCCUACUGCCGCGGAGCCGCCGCCUGUGCUGCACCUGCCUGCCAUCCAGCCGCCGCCGCCUGUACUACCUGGGCCCUUCUUCAUGCCGUCGGAUCGCUCCACCGAGCGCUGUGAGACCGUGUUGGAAGGGGAGACCAUCUCUUGUUUCGUAGUGGGAGGCGAGAAGCGUCUGUGCCUGCCACAGAUCCUCAACUCGGUGCUGCGCGACUUCUCACUGCAGCAGAUCAACUCAGUCUGCGAUGAGCUGCACAUCUAUUGCUCACGCUGCACCGCCGACCAGCUGGAGAUCCUCAAAGUCAUGGGCAUCCUGCCCUUCUCCGCGCCCUCGUGCGGGCUCAUCACCAAGACGGACGCCGAGCGCCUGUGCAACGCGCUGCUCUACGGCGGCGCCUAUCCGCCGCCUUGCAAGAAGGAGCUGGCGGCCAGCCUGGCGCUGGGCCUGGAGCUCAGCGAGCGCAGCGUCCGCGUGUACCACGAGUGCUUCGGCAAGUGCAAGGGGCUGCUGGUGCCCGAGCUGUACAGCAGCCCUAGCGCCGCCUGCAUCCAGUGCCUCGACUGCCGCCUCAUGUACCCGCCGCACAAGUUCGUGGUACACUCGCACAAGGCCCUGGAGAACCGGACCUGCCACUGGGGCUUCGACUCAGCCAACUGGCGGGCCUACAUCCUGCUGAGCCAGGACUACACAGGCAAGGAGGAGCAGGCCCGCCUUGGCCGCUGCCUGGACGACGUGAAGGAGAAGUUCGACUAUGCCAACAAGUACAAGCGGAGGGUGCCCCGGGUCUCAGAGCCCCCAGCUUCCAUAAGACCCAAAGCAGACGACACUUCCUCACAGUCCCCUGCGUCUUCUGAGAAGGACAAGCAGUCCACUUGGCUGCGGACCUUGGCUGGUUCCUCCAAUAAGAGCCUUGGCUGCGCUCACCCUCGCCAGCGCCUUUCUGCUUUCCGGCCCUGGUCCCCUGCAGUGUCAGCAAGUGAGAAAGAGACCUCCCCACACCUCCCAGCCCUGAUUCGAGACAGCUUUUACUCCUACAAGAGCUUUGAGACAGCUGUGGCCCCCAAUGUGGCCCUAGCACCACCAACCCAGCAAAAGGUUUUGAACAGUUCACCAUGCACCACUGUGGUCUCUCGGGCACCAGAACCUAUUACCACUUGUAUCCAGCCACGGAAGCGGAAGCUGACCAUGGAAACACCAGGAGCCCCAGAUAUGCUGACAUCUGUGGCUGCCCCAGAGGAAGACAAGGAUUCUGAGGCUGAGGUGGAAGUUGAAAGCAGAGAGGAAUUCACCUCCUCCUUGUCCUCGCUGUCCUCUCCGUCCUUUACCUCGUCCAGCUCUGCCAAGGACCUAAGCUCCCCAGGCAUGCAUGCUCCUCCUAUGGUUGCUCCUGAUGCUGCAGCCCAUGCUGAUGCCCCAAGUGGGCUGGAGGCAGAGUUAGAGCAUCUGCGGCAAGCCCUGGAGGGUGGCCUGGAUACCAAGGAAGCCAAAGAGAAGUUCCUACAUGAGGUGGUAAAAAUGCGUGUGAAGCAGGAGGAGAAGCUGACAGCAGCCCUACAGGCUAAGCGCAGCCUGCACCAGGAGCUAGAAUUCUUGCGUGUGGCCAAGAAGGAGAAAUUGCGCGAAGCCACCGAGGCCAAGCGCAGUUUGAGGAAAGAGAUUGAGCGGCUCCGAGCUGAAAAUGAGAAGAAGAUGAAAGAGGCUAACGAGUCUCGGGUGCGCCUGAAGCGAGAGCUGGAGCAGGCGCGGCAGGUCCGGGUGUGUGACAAGGGCUGUGAGGCCGGCCGCCUGCGCGCCAAGUAUUCAGCCCAGAUUGAGGACCUGCAAGCAAAGCUGCAGCAUGCAGAGGCGGACCGAGAGCAGCUUCGAGCUGACCUGCUGAGGGAACGUGAGGCCCGUGAGCACCUGGAAAAGGUGGUGAAGGAGCUUCAGGAGCAGCUGUGGCCUCGGCCACGGCCUGAGAAUGUGGGUGGCGAGGGCAGUGCCGAGCUGGAUCCCUAGCCUGUGCAGUGCCUGCCACUGCCACAUGGACCUCCAUACGUGCGCAGAGGGCGGCGGGUACGUGGCUCUGCAGACCCAGCCCACGCCUCUGCAGCCACACAGCACAACGUCUCUACUGUGCCUAUUACCAAGCGAGUGUUUGUAACCACAUACUUUUGGAAUCCACUGCAAAAUUUUCUACUGGCCAAGUUCAAGUGAGCAAGCCAUGUCCCCCAGCUGCAGCCAGAGUUGAGACUAGCUCUGUGGCUUGUAGCUGGUCCUCUGCUUGCUAGAACAUUCUAACAUUUACACUUUUGUUAUAAGCUAUUUAAAACCAGUAAGAAGACUUGAUAUUCAGAAAAUCAACAUGUUUUUUAAUGACUAACUGUAAAAGGCCCCUACACGUGACGCCAUCUGGACACCCACUCUGGUGGGGGUGGCACCCACCCACCGCCGUCCUGGGAAGCCAUCACCGCUCAUCUGUGCCCGCGGCUGCAAGAGGACAGCAAGGGUUUUCUUCAGAGUCUAUUUUUUCAGCCACAAGGACCCCAGUCUUCCUGCUGCUGCCAGGAAGAGCAGGGAGAGCGCCGCGUGCCGAGAUGAGCCCCAACACUGCCCGCCUUACCGCCGCUGCCCCGCCCACCAACAUCACCACUAACCCUGCCGUGCAGGCACCAGGGGUCCUGAGUCACAGUCUCUCCAGGCCCCUGGAUGCCCCUGCCCACCUACACCUUGAGGGCCGACCUGUGUUAGGCAGUGGCCAUGGUCCAGUGUCAUGUUGUAUUGUUCCCCAUACACACCGCCCACCCACCCACACGCUGCUUGACCACAGCAACCCCUUUUUUCAAUGCAGCAGACAUCACUCCUCUCAUCUUGGGACUGAGGCUGCAGCAUUGGAACAAAAACAGCAUUAUAUCACUUUUUUCUUUCUCUCUCUUUUUUUUUUUUUUUUUGUUCAUUUAAACAUGUAUUUAGAACUGCGCUCUGUCAGAACCCUCCCUUCUCUUUUUACCCCCAGUUAACUGAGGUUUUUACUGAUUUCUAGAGCAGUUCAAACCCUGAGUGCUCGAGUGCUUAGAAAUCCCCUCUGGUGCUUGGUUGAACAAGGGAAUCACAAGAAAACGAAAAUGCAGAGACUGAACUUGGGGGUCGUUCUGUGCCUUCCAGCAUCUUGUACAGCAAACCCUGACUUGUCUUUUUACCCCCAAAAUAUCGUCUUCAGUAGCGAUUGAAUCUGCCACUGUCAAAAUACGUUACUUGCAUUUAUUCCAAAUAAUCUCGUUUACUCUUAACUGUUUAUGCAAAUUGUAUAAGAUUUCUUAUGCCCAAGCUUGAAAAAUGAUUUCCUAGUCGACAAGAGGCCACCACCCAUCCUCCAGUUGUGUUAUUUACAUGAGAAGAUCACACAGAAGCCCUCCCUCCGCUCCAGUCCCGACAGGGCAGCCGUGAGCUGAGGGAGGUGGAGGUGGCUUGUGCAGGUACAAGACCUCAAGGACUCUCUCGCCUGCGACUGGAGACUGCUAAGCCCUGACACUCGGUGCCGAGGUCGUCUGCAGGGUUUUGCCCUUGGUUUACUAUGGGGGGCUGGGCUGCUGCCAGGUCCCCCCUUCUGAAGUGCAAUGCAAAAGGGACGUCAUGUAUAUGCAGCGUUUAUUUGGAGUUUUUUUCUUUGGCUUUUUUCCUCUCAGUUAUGAAACUUGUAUGCAUGGAUUUCACAUCUCCAUAGCUAGACCCACCCAUGGGCAUUAUGACCGUGUCUCCUAAAGGGUCAGUUUUGUUACACAACACGAAGAAUGCUGUUUUCAGCCUUGUUUUUCUAGAGUUGUGUUUUUCAGUCAUUUCUUCAAGGAAAACUAAAUGAUUUAGUUGGAGCAAAGCUUUAAGUGUGUUGGUGUGCUUCUGUGUGGCUGUCCCUGUUGCCCAGUUGGAGAUCACAGUGAUUUGGGCCCCUUUGAGCCUUGGGUUCCAGGGGCACUUGCUUUUAUCAAUAGAGCCUCUUCUUGCCACAGCUUUGGUCACCAUCAGUUUCCUGGCCUCCUUGGUCCAGCACUGGCCCCAUUAUGGGAGGAAGUGCGCUGUCUGAAGCGGAGACUCCUCCUCCUCCUCACGUGCCAGGAUGACUUGGGUCUGGGAAGGGCUUGUCAUCCAUGAGUUGUUCCUCCUGAGUCCCUCCUCCCUGCUUCCUGUGAGGCCCUGGCAGGCAGUGGGACCAGAGUGCAGGCUCCCAUUUACCGGAAGCUUGUGAUCUAGGUCCUCCUAAUGCUUCUGCCAGACGCCGGGCCGCCCCGGGUGAAGCUAGUGAAGCACCGGGUGUUUUGUGCGGCUGCCGUGGAAGGCGGCCCUGUCUGCUGCAGGACCUGCCAUGGACUGAGCACAGCCAGGUACUGCGUGCCUGGCUCCCCGUUAGGAAGGCUGCAAAUUUCUUUUCAGAGAAAGGGAGGAGAGGUUUCCAUCAUGUUGGCUGUUGACUCUCCCUGUAUGUUAAACCCUUUAUCAGUUUACUCAUUAUUUCUAUCCUGAAAAUUUUUUAACGAAGGGAAAAAAACAACAGCAAUAACACUCAUUGGUGAGCAGCUAACUCAUACACAUGACACCCUGCUUUUCAUACAGAACUAGCCAAUGUAAAAACAACUCACAUGUAAAUACUUUUUCCCAUUUCACACCAUUGUAUUAUACGUGUAUAGGGUGAUUCCUUUUCCAGAAACUUUUCUUACCUGCUGGUUGUCUUGUUUUCUGGGUUGUUUUUAACUGAGGAAAAAUUGCUCAUCUGCCAGAGGGGACAGAAGCGUCUUGUGGCAUUUCCCAUGUGGUGUCCUCCAUGGCCACCCAUUAACCCCAGUUCCUACUUAGAGUAUCCUCCGAAGUCUCUCCCCACAUGCCCACCCUAGGGCUUGGGGGUGGGGGGGUACGUUAAGUCAGGAUUCUCAAAUGACAUUUUCAUCAAUUAAAGAAAAAUAAACCCACCUCAACCUUCAUAACUGCCCAGGCCCCUGCACCCUCCAGUCCUGUGCUGCUGCUAAUGACAAUAUGAUGGCUUACUCUGCUACUCGAGAACUAUUUUUAUGUAAUUAAUGUAUGCUUUCUUGUUUAUAAAUGCCUGAUUUUAAAAAGGAAAAAAGAAAAAGCUUGGCAUAUUUAUCUA
Messenger RNA from Peromyscus californicus insignis, 5374 nucleotides. It is a transcript of the gene Ski, whose product is annotated as SKI proto-oncogene. Gene Ontology annotation, molecular function: SMAD binding; RNA polymerase II cis-regulatory region sequence-specific DNA binding; DNA-binding transcription factor activity, RNA polymerase II-specific. Gene Ontology annotation, cellular component: nucleus. The record is from RefSeq and is a predicted model, not a curated record. Lineage: Eukaryota; Metazoa; Chordata; Mammalia; Rodentia; Cricetidae. Gene Ontology annotation, biological process: negative regulation of BMP signaling pathway. The transcript has 7 exons. The coding region runs from base 70 to 2253 and encodes 727 amino acids.